Messenger RNA from Linum tenue, 2101 nucleotides. The record is from the annotation of a GenBank genome assembly. NCBI's taxonomy places the organism in Eukaryota, Viridiplantae, Streptophyta, Magnoliopsida, Malpighiales, Linaceae.
GAAGAAAAAAAAAACCCUAAAAUAAGAAAAAGUUCCGUAAAAUCUGAAAAUGGUUGUGUGAGCCACGCACCUCCUAUAAAUUUAUUACCAAUCCAGAAACAGACUGAAAAUCUUCGAUAUUAUUAUCCGCCAUUCGCAGAGCUUCAAUCGGUGGUGCUGAUCUUCUUCUCCUUUUCCUUCUUUCCUCCAUUUUUCAUCCCGCAACCCUUCUCUCCCGCCAUGGAUCCUUACAGGCAUCGUCCUUCGAGCGCUUUCAAUUCUCCGUUCUUCACAACCAAUUCCGGCGCUCCAGUAUGGAACAACAACUCUUCGAUGACCGUUGGACCUAGAGGUCCAAUUCUUCUGGAGGAUUAUCAUCUGGUGGAGAAGUUAGCCAACUUCGACAGGGAGCGAAUUCCGGAGCGUGUUGUCCAUGCCAGGGGAGCAAGUGCAAAGGGUUUCUUUGAGGUCACCCAUGAUAUCUCUAAUCUCACUUGUGCUGAUUUCCUCCGAGCUCCUGGAGUUCAAACUCCUGUGAUCGUUAGGUUCUCCACUGUUAUCCAUGAGCGUGGCAGUCCCGAAACUCUAAGAGACCCUAGGGGUUUCGCUGUGAAGUUCUAUACCAGAGAGGGGAACUUUGAUAUGGUUGGAAACAACUUCCCAGUCUUCUUCAUCCGUGAUGGGAUGAAGUUCCCUGACAUGGUUCAUGCUCUCAAGCCAAACCCUAAGUCUCACAUUCAGGAGAACUGGAGAAUCCUCGAUUUCUUCUCCCAUCACCCUGAGAGUCUGCACAUGUUCACCUUCCUCUUUGAUGACCUCGGUGUUCCUCAAGAUUACAGACACAUGGAGGGUUCUGGUGUCAACACCUAUACCUUGGUCAGCAAGUCGGGCAAAGCUUACUAUGUCAAAUUUCACUGGAAGCCCACUUGUGGGGUGAAGUGUCUGUUGGAGGAUGAGGCGAUUAAAGUUGGUGGUGCUAAUCAUAGCCAUGCUACCCAAGAUCUUUAUGACUCGAUUGCAGCUGGAAACUAUCCCGAGUGGAAGCUUUUCAUCCAGACGAUCGAUCCAGAUCAUGAGGAUAGAUUCGACUUUGACCCACUUGAUGUCACCAAGACCUGGCCAGAAGACAUCAUUCCUCUUCAGCCGGUUGGCCGCUUGGUCUUGAACAAGAACAUUGAUAACUUCUUUGCUGAGAAUGAGCAGCUUGCAUUCUGCCCUGCGCUUGUGGUUCCUGGGGUUUACUAUUCGGAUGACAAGCUGCUUCAGACAAGGGUCUUCUCCUACUCUGAUACCCAGAGGCACCGUCUUGGACCAAACUAUCUGCAGCUCCCUGCUAAUGCUCCUAAGUGCGCUCAUCAUAACAAUCACCAUGAAGGUCUCAUGAACUUCAUGCAUAGGGAUGAGGAGGUGAAUUAUUUCCCAUCAAGGUAUGAUCCAGUUCGCCAUGCGGAGCAAUUCCCCAUUCCUCCUCAAAUGUGCACGGGCAAGCGUGAGAAGUGUGUGAUUGCGAAGGAGAACAACUUCAAGCAACCUGGGGAGAGAUACCGCUCCUGGGCACCCGACAGGCAAGAAAGAUUUAUCUGCAGAUGGAUCGACGCCCUUUCCGACCCCAGAGUCACCCAUGAAAUCCGCAGCAUCUGGAUCACAUACUGGUCACAGGCCGACAAGUCUCUCGGUCAGAAGCUAGCAAACCGUCUCAAUGUGAAGCCAAGCAUUUGAAGAAAUCGGAAGACGAACACUCAUAGCUCGAUGUUCUUGCGACGUGUUGAAAAGAGAUGAUUCCAUUCAAGGUGGAGAGAAAUGGACGCUUCAAUUCUGUGCCCUUAAUGUUGUACUACAGUCCGUGUGUUGAAAGUUGAAACCGAACUCAUAAUGUGUUUGUCUGGGACUCUGUGUUUACUGCUUAAUAAGAAAACGUACCAAACAUCAAAUCAUAUGUUGUCUAAUUAGUGCAUAUGCAUUUCGUAUGUACCUGGCUCUUAUGAUUCUGCUCCAAAUGAGAUUCUCCUUUUUGGGCUUUGGCCCAAUUUUGCUUAGCGUCUUCUCGAGGUGGCCCAUCAUUGAUUAAUUGUUGGCUUCAUGUGCAUUGUGCUCCAGUGUCUGUGGCAACAUAUGUUGAUGA